ACUACUCUUUGGAUAAUACAUAACACUAGAGUAAACUUAACAAUGUUUUUAACGUUAUUUAUAAAUUCUAGAUUCUAGAAAAAGUAAAAAUAUUGAAUAUGGUAAACUCGAUAAGAGUGUUGUAAUAUAAAAUGGACCCAGAGGUUGCGAAAAAACUUUUUAUAGAGGGUGGGACGUUCGUGUUCUUGGGUGUACCAGAGGAAACACAAUUUGGUAUUGAUAUGCAGUGUUGGAACACUGAAGAAGAUUUUCGUGGUAUAAAAAUGAUACCACCUGGUCUUCAUUAUGUACAUUACUCAGCAGUGAGUAAAGGCACUGGAGAUGUAUCUCCUAGGUCAGGAUUUAUGCAUGUGUUUCAUAAGAAAGAGUUUCUUGUAAAAAUUUGGGAUAAGAAAACUGAAGAUAUGAGCAAAGAUGAAAUAAGUGAUGAGAGUGUUCAGCGACUGAAAGAUAAUUUGUUCAAUCUUGAUAAAUAUCUUGCGCCUUAUCCCUAUGAGAUUUGGGAGAAAUGGAAAAUGCUCACAUCCCAUAUAACAGGUGAGUUAGCAAUAAAAUUGUCACCUGUAAGUGGGGUUAUCAGAGCUGCAGUUGAUCUGCUGUCUAUGACAGAUGCUGAAAGACCAAGAGGACUUAAAGUACAAGAAUCUACCAAAAGUCAAGAAGGAAAUAUAGAACUUACAGUAGAGGAUGAAGCCACUCCAGGAUCAUCUGAUCCUAAACGAGCCAAAAGGGUAACUCUUGAGGAUAAAGAGAAUUUAUUGUUGCCAGAUUUGAAACCAGCUCCAGGUAUGGCACUGAGGUUUACAACAAUACCACGAGACAAAUACCCAGCAGGGUCUACACCAGAAGAAAUAACAAAACACUAUCUGGAUCAGUCAUACUCAUUAGAAUUAAUGAUAUCACAACAUGAUGAGCCCCUAGACAUCAUAGGAGAGCUUCAAUUUGCAUAUUUAUGCUUUCUUAUUGGUCAUUCCUUGGACGCAUUUGAGCAUUGGAAAAAUCUGGUUAUAUUGUUUUGCUCAUGUGAUGAUGCCAUACAAAAACAUAAAAGUAUCUUCUUUCAUUUUGUGAAAUCAUUGGAGACACAAAUAGAUGAAAUGCCAGAGGAAUUUUUAGCCGAUAUUGUAAUGAAUAAGAAUCUUGUAUACAAAAAACUGAGGGAAUUCUUUCGUACUGUUUAUGUAAGUAAAGUAGACGGUCGUCUUACUACAUUAAUAGAGGGUUUCAAAGAACAUUUGACAGAGAAACUCCAAUGGGACUUCACUGAAUUAGACGCUGAUGAAGAAGAUGAGCUACCGGUUAUUGUAAAUCUAAAUGAAAAUCAUGAUUAAAUUAGAAGUGACAUAGGAAUUGUCUUGAACUGAACUUCAUGUAAAUAAGCAGUGCUUUUCAUUGUUUAUAAGGGUGUAAUAGGAUACAUAAUUAUAUUUCAUUGAUAAUUAAUUAACGCACAGCCCAUACUACUAAAAUUUUGAAACUUAAAACAACCUA
Diatraea saccharalis (sugarcane borer) is the source of this 1491-nucleotide messenger RNA. Lineage: Eukaryota; Metazoa; Arthropoda; Insecta; Lepidoptera; Crambidae. The record is from the annotation of a GenBank genome assembly.